This is a messenger RNA of Pocillopora verrucosa, 1274 nucleotides long. NCBI's taxonomy places the organism in Eukaryota, Metazoa, Cnidaria, Anthozoa, Scleractinia, Pocilloporidae. The record is from RefSeq and is a predicted model, not a curated record.
UAUUUUAGAACAUCAGGCAGGUACCACAUGUAAUUCAUGGACUGUGUUAUCUACGUUAUGCAAUGCGUUACGCACGUUCCAUAGUAGAUUUCGAGGGAAGAACAGCUUAAUGGCCACAUAUAAACUUGGGUUUUCAUUCGAAUUAUUGUUUGUUUUGAUUGCAGUACACAUACAUUUGCUGUGAUGUAAUGUUGCAACCAGUCCAAUUUUGAGAUUUGCGAUGUCUGCAGAGAAUCUGCAAAAGGACGAAGUCGAAGAGCCCUUGCUUCAAAAAAAUCCUAACAGGUUUGUCUUGUUCCCCUUAAAAUUCCCUGACAUCUGGGAUUUUUACAAGAAAGCUGUCGCCUCAUUUUGGACAGUGGAAGAGGUCGACCUCGGAUUCGAUCUCUUCGACUGGGAAAAGCUGAAUUCUCAAGAAAAAGAAUUUAUAUCUCAUGUUCUAGCGUUCUUCGCUGCGAGUGAUGGCAUAGUUGGAGAAAAUUUGGUUGAAAGGUUUUACCAGGAGAUACAAGUUCCUGAGGCGAGAUGUUUCUAUGGAUUUCAAAUCGCAAUGGAGAACGUUCACUCAGAAAUGUACUGCCUGUUGAUUGACACUUAUAUUAAGGACCGGGAUGAGAAACAAAAACUUUUCAAUGCUAUUGAAACUUUCCCCUGUGUAAAGAAGAAAGCUGAGUGGGCCUUCAAAUGGAUGAAUAAGAACUCUGCUGCAACUUUUGGGGACAGAAUUGUGGCCUUUGCUGCUGUGGAGGGGAUCUUCUUCUCUGGGGCUUUUGCAUCAAUUUUCUGGAUUAAAAAAAGGGGGCUAAUGCCUGGACUUACCUUCUCAAAUGAGUUGAUAUCAAGAGAUGAAGGACUUCAUUGUGAUUUUGCUUGCUUAAUUUUUUCACAUUUGAGGCAGAGGCCAGGUAAAGAUCGUGUUGGUGAGAUUCUAAGCGAGGCAGUGACCAUAGAGAAAGAAUUCUGGAUAAGUGCAUUACCUUGUCAUCUACUUGGAAUCAACUGUAACCUCAUGGGAAAGUACAUAGAAUUUGUAGCCGAUAGGCUUUUGGUUGCAUUAGGAUUCGAAAAACAUUACAAAACUGCAAAUCCUUUUCCAUUUAUGGAAAACAUUUCAUUGGAAGGGAAAGCUAAUUUCUAUGAGCGUAGAGUUGGAGAGUACCAGAAGAAUGGUGUAAUGAAUGACAGAAUGGAAAAUUAUGUGUUCACUCUUGAUGCUGAUUUUUAGCCAGUGAGAUUUUUUUAUUUAAUAUUUAAUAAUGUUUGUUUGGUAUUAA